Molecule: messenger RNA, 360 nt
Organism: Aureobasidium uvarum
Lineage: Eukaryota; Fungi; Ascomycota; Dothideomycetes; Dothideales; Saccotheciaceae
Source: the annotation of a GenBank genome assembly
AUGUGUCGCAAGACCGCCGGCAUCGCCAUCGGCCGCCUCUGCGACAAAUGCGACGGCAAGUGCCCCGUCUGCGACAGCUACGUCCGUCCCACAACCCUCGUCCGCAUCUGCGACGAAUGCUCUUUCGGAAACUACCAGAACAAAUGCGUCGUCUGCGGUGGCGAGGUAAGAACAUGCUUUCUUGCUCUUUUGUCUGUUGGUCACGUUGCUGACAUGUCAUCCCAGGGCAUCUCCGACGCCUUCUACUGCUUCGAAUGCACACGUCUGGAAAAGGACAGAGAUGGCUGCCCCAAGAUUAUAAAUCUGGGUAGUUCGAGGACCGAUCUGUUUUACCAGAAAAAGAAUUUCCGGAAUCAUUAG